UAUCACCAGGAUUGUGAAGCUGCUGUCAACAAGCAGAUUAAUGUGGAGCUCACUGCCUCCUAUCUCUAUCAGUCUUUGGUGUCGUACUUUGACCAGGAUGAUGUUGCUCUCCCCCAUGUCUCCCGGUUCUUCAAAGAUCAGUCCCAGGUGAAGCAGGAACGUGCAGAGAAGCUGCUGAAAUUCCAGAAUCAGCGUGGAGGCCAAGUCUUCCUCCAGGAUGUGAAGUUUGGAAAGCCAGAGAGGGAUGAGUGGGGUAACAGCCUGCAGGCAAUGCAGGUUGCCCUGGAUUUGGAGAAGAAUGUGAACCAGAGUUUGCUGGAUCUACACCAA
Stegostoma tigrinum is the source of this 330-nucleotide messenger RNA. RefSeq names its product ferritin, heavy subunit-like. Gene Ontology annotation, molecular function: ferric iron binding; ferrous iron binding. The transcript has 3 exons. Gene Ontology annotation, biological process: intracellular iron ion homeostasis; iron ion transport. Gene Ontology annotation, cellular component: cytoplasm. The record is from RefSeq and is a predicted model, not a curated record. Lineage: Eukaryota; Metazoa; Chordata; Chondrichthyes; Orectolobiformes; Stegostomatidae. The annotation marks the transcript as partial.